CCCACAACAAACUUCAAAGUGGUUACUGUCAAGUUGAGUCGCGACGUUUCUCGUAUUAUAGAUAUCGAAAACGGACAGCUAUUUCCCACGCUGGAGUGGCUGUCACAGUCUAAAAUGGAUUAAAUCAUGCUGAUGGAGGAACAGAGCAGCUCUGGAGAAGAGGAGGGCUCUAGAGAGAAAGGUGUGCUCUACAGAUGGCAGGGUUAUUUCUGCAGGGUGACCCCAGAGAGACUGCUGCUGUCCAGGCCAGUGCUUCAUGCUGCGCUGGGGACUGUACAUGGACUCCUGCUGACAGAAGAUGGGCAUGUGUAUAGUUUUGGCGAGCAGCCAUGGAAGCAAGUCGAAUCUCAGCCUGCUGGCCCAGUUAUCGAGAGCACCCUGAUCGGUCAGCAUGUGAUCUCUGUGUCGGCAGGCAGCUAUCAUUGUUCUGCUGUAACGGAGGAUGGCCUCAUUUACAUGUGGGGGGAGAACUCUCACGGCCAGUGUGGCGUCUCUGGAAUGGACCAGGUAACCAGUCCCACUCCCGUUAAUGUGGUGGAUGGCGAGACUCAUCCUCCACAACUGGUCCGAGUCCUGAAUGUGGCCUGUGGAGCACAGCACACUCUGGCCCUGUCAAGAAAGCACGAGGUUUGGGCCUGGGGUAGUGGCUGCCAGCUUGGACUAGUUACCAACGUAUUCCCGGUAUGGGAACCCCAGAAAGUAGAGCAUCUUGUGGGAAGGUAUGUGGUUCAGAUCGCGUGUGGUGGGUUUCACAGCCUGGCUCUGGUUCAGAUUCUUUCUCCCCCAGAGUCCAGUCAGCAAGCUCAGGAUAAAUGUGGGCAGUGCAAGCAGAGCCGUUACACCAUGACUGACAAGGAUGACCAUGUUAUUAUCUCUGAUGAGCAUUACUGCCCACUCGGAGUGGAACUGAGUGAUUCUAAAGAAGGUCGAAGGUCAGGACAGAGCACUCCAGCACAGACACCACAAAGCAAAAACUCCUCGCCACCGCUGACCUCAAAGAACAUCUGCGAAGACCCAGUCGGAUCUCAGCAAAAUACUACAAGCCUGGAGGCUCAACCUGCUCCUGCUGUAUCUGAGACUGGACAUGCUCGCCUGCGACGAACCAAAAGCACUCCCUACCCUGAUGAGCAAGCUUUGAAAGACUACCUCAAAAGAAUUUCAGACCAGACCCUCGCUGAACAGGCCGAGGCCGCCUCUUUGGGAGGUUCCCAUCCUCCGAGUCGUCAAUCGUCACUUAAGUGUCCUUUCAUAUCAGACCAAAGUGAUGAGCUUACACUACGUCCCUCUUCCCCAGCACUGAUUAGAACUGAGAGUCUCACAGCUUCUGGCAGACAACGCUGUGCAUCAGAUAGUGUCACAGACCGGAAACACUCUCUUCAUUUAAUACCAACACUGGAUUCCACUUCUGACGAUUCUUCACAGCACUCAAGUGUGGAUGGAGGCGUUUGCAUCAGUGACCUCGUGCUUAGCAAUGGAUGUUUGUUUGAGUCCAGUGAGGAGAGAGGAGAGACUGCAGGAAUGGAUUUCUGUCCAGCGGAUCCUCUUCAAGGCAACAAGAGCACCAGUCUAACGGACAUCACGUUAGAGGAUGGUGAAGCACAUAAUCGAAGAGGGUCUUCAUCCGGCUUCUCUCCAGUGUCACCUUCUGGCGUUCAUCGAACCAAUUAUUCAAGAGCUGUAGUGGGUGCCAAGACUACCUCAGAAUCCAGAAAUCUGCUGCCUUCCCUCUACACCGAGGUGUGGAGUUGGGGGAGGGGCCAGGAAGGUCAGUUAGGUCAUGGAGACUACUUGCCCAGGUUACAGCCUCUCUGCAUCAAAAGCUUAAGUAAAAUGGAAGUUGUCAAGAUCACUGCUGGAGCGAAUCACUCCUUGGCACUGACAGCUCAAUGUCAGGUCUAUUCCUGGGGAAGUGACAAAUUUGGACAGCUGGGUCGUAUUAAUGCCCCCAGCACAGUUCCUAAUCUUACUAUGAUCUCAGAGGGUAUCCGUGUGUGGGAUGUGGCGGCAGGACAGACGCACACGUUGUUGCUGGCUGAUGGAGACCGUUAUCAGCCCAUACUGUACUACAGUGGAGAGCAGGUGCUGGAGAACGCUGACAGCACUCAUCCCCUCUCCGGGACCUACACCCAGACGCCCACCCUUCUCCCCUUCUGCAUGAAUAUUGGCUAUGUGAGCAAAGUGUUUGGGGGAGGACUAAAUUGUUUGGCCUUGGCGGAUCAGAACGCGAUGGGUUUCAUAGCUACAAUUCAUGAACUCGCUUCAGCAGAGAGGAAAUUCUACUGUGUUCUCAGUCAGGUGAAAAGCAAAAUCCUGAGCCCCCUGCUAGCUCGUGCAAGUUUGGCCUUGUCUCUGGGUCAGUCCUCCAUGUUGCUCUUUCAAGAGUUGGCUGGUAGUUUCAGCAAGCUUUGCCAUCUAACAGGACAGCACUCAGUAUCCCUCACCAACUUUCUGCAGCGAGGCAAAAUGAUCAAAACACUGGUCUUGAUCAAAAACACAACCAUCUUCAUGGACACAUAUAAGGAGUACAGCGAUCCAGUAGGAAACUUUCUUGUUAUGGGAGGAUUCCUUUCAUUGCUGAAGCCCUCACAAGAGUGCUUUGGGAAAAAACUGGAGUUGUUACAGUCUCUGCUAGAGUCCAAGGAGAAGAACGCAGCACCCUAUGAUUUGUUAGUCAACUUGUUUUAUAUGCCCUUGCAGCACCUGCAUGGGUAUAACAGAUUACUCCUGAAACUAGCCCACUGCUUUGAAGUGAACACUGAGGAAUAUGAAUGGAUUCAGAAUGGCUGCUCCAAAUAUGAAGAUUUAGCUUGCUUUGUUAGCAAGCAGAGAAGAGAUGCUGAGGCCACUUUCAAUUUCUGGAAGAACUUCAAAGGAAAGAAUUCGGAAUCCCUGCGUAAGCCGUCUCGUCGUCUGGUUUGUGAGAGCAGUAAUAAAUCUCUGACGUUACAGAACGCUGGACGAUUCUCUGCCAGCUGGUUCAUCCUCUUCAGUGAUGUGCUGGUUCAUGCACAGGGCACUAUUCCAUCAAAGAAGCUUUUCUCAUCUCAUUAUAUAUAUCCACUUGCUACACUCUGGGUGGAGCCCAUCUCAGAUGAAAGUAUGAGCCUACAUGGCCUUAAGCUGACUACGCCUGAAGAUAGCUUUGUUGUUCUGGCAACGUCUCCUUUGGAAAAGGGAAAGUGGCUGAGAGCUAUUAACCAGGCCAUUGAGGACGUGCUUGCUGUAGGUCUGAACGGGAGGACACGUGUGUCUAGAAGCAGCCAGAAAGGUGAACCUCCUGUGUCACGUACUUCCAGCUACACUUUCAGCAAAGAGGGCCGACUCAAAGAUGCAACGUACGAGGGCCGCUGGCUGUCAGGCAAACCUCACGGCAAAGGGACUCUGAAGUGGCCAGAUGGGACAGUUUACUGUGGCACAUUCAAGAAUGGGUUGGAGGAUGGAUUUGGAGAUUUUAUGAUGCCCAACACGACUCUCAACAAGUUUGAGCGUUACCAAGGUCACUGGAAGGAAGGGAAAAUACAUGGCUUUGGCACAUUUUGGUAUGCUUCAGGUGAGGUAUACGAGGGCUCAUUCAGGGACAACAUGCGUCAUGGUCACGGCAUGUUACGGAGUGGAAAGUUGGCCUCUCCUUCCUCCAGUAGUGUGUUUGUGGGUCAGUGGGUUCAAGGGAAAAGAACAGGCUAUGGAGUGUGCGAUGACUUCAGCAGAGGAGAGAAGUACAUGGGAAUGUGGCUCGAUGAUCAGCGUCAUGGAGACGGAGUCGUUAUCACUCAGUUUGGAUUGUAUUAUGAAGGAAACUUCUGUAGUAACAAGAUGAUGAGCAAUGGGACUCUUCUCUGUGAUGAUGACACUGUCUUUGAGGGCGAGUUUUCAGAAGACUGGACUCUUUGUGGAAAGGGCGUUCUGUUCAUGCCUAAUGGUGACUCUUUGGAUGGGGUCUUUGACGGUCACUGGGGAGCCGGUCUGAGAGUGGCUGGAACUUUUACAAAACCUUUUGAAGCUUUGAGGAUAGAAAGAAAGAUACCUGUGGCUGGUCAACACGCAGUGCCUGCAGAAGAAAAGUGGAAGGCAGUGUUUGAUGAAUGCUGGAGUCGAUUAGGCUGUGAAACUCCCGGUGAAGGACUGCAUGAGAAAGCCUGGGAGAACAUUGCCAUCGCCCUCACUGCCAGACACAGGCAACAGAGAUUUCGUCCAGAGGAGCUGAGCCGAUCUCAGACUAAGAUGCUGGAGAGUCUUGAGGUGAUUCCUAAUGUGGACCCUGUUACUGCAGACUCCUACAACAACAUCCGUCGGUAUCUCUUAAAGGCCUGUGAUACCCCUCAUCAUCCCCUGGGCUGGCUGCUGGAGACCCUUGUGACUGUGUACAGGAUGACCUAUGUUGGUGUGGGCUCCAAUAGACGCCUCUUACAGCAGGCAGUGGAGGAGAUCCAGUCGUACCUAACACGCAUAUUUCAAAUAGUCAGAUUUCUGUUUCCUGGUCUCCCUGAAGAUGGAGGUUUUAUUCUGGAUUCCUCCAGCUCCUCAGAUGAGGGCACAGACUCUCUUAACAGCAGUACACACUCAGAAACUCCACAGCAGGGUUGGAUAGUGAGCAGCUCAAGUCUUCUCCUGCCGGUGUUGCUGCCGAGGCUUUACCCUCCUCUCUUCACUCUCUACACACUAGAGAAAGAGAAAGAGGAGGAGGUGUACUGGAACUGUGUGUUAAGACUCAACAAACAGCCUGAUCUUGCUCUUCUAGCCUUUCUUGGAGUACAAGAAAAGUUCUGUCCAGUUUCUAUCUCUGUAUUGGGCGAGAUAAAGCAGGUCUUGCCAAGUACUAAAGAUGCCUGCUUUGCCACUGCUGUUGAAACCCUGCAACAAAUCAGCACAGCAUUCACUCCCUCAGACAAGUUGCAGGUGAUACAGCUGACCUUUGAGGAGGUCACGCAGGACGUGCAGGCCCUGCUUGGGCAAGAUUUCCUGUGGUGCAUGGAUGACCUCUUUCCAAUCUUCCUUUAUGUGGUGCUCCGUGCUCGGAUCAGAAACCUGGGCUCUGAAGUGAGUCUGAUAGAGGACCUUACAGACAGCAGUCUACAGCUGGGACAGCUUGGAUUCAUGCUGACAACUCUUAAAGCCUGCUACAACCAGAUUCAGGUUGAGAAGACGACAUAGGAGGGGUUGGUUUGUGAGCGGCGCAGCCACAGCUUUGCCAAUUUGCGCACAGUCUUACGGAGUAGGUGUCAUUUAAAUAGACACGGAUUACAGGUCAAAUCAAGAUGUGUUCUUUUAUUUCAGGUCUCAAAAAUAAGCUCACUUUCCACUCAUCUUCCUUAAGCACUGUUCUACAGUAAUUACUGUAAGUUGUUAUAACUUUUGAGACUCUCAUAUUGACCAUUUGACUUACAGUAAAGUUACCCGUUGAAAAAAAAAAAAUGUACAUUUCAACACCCAUAUUACCUGGACAGAAAAGAGACUUUUUCUGUUUUAUACAUGAUAGCACAAUAAGCACUCAGUAAUAACUGACACUUAUUACUAUAUGUAAUAUUCUGUAUCAGUCAGUCUAGCUUAUGUACUGAUACUCAAACUAAUGAUGAUGAUGAUGCUCUGAUUUUAAUGUAGUUAGAUGAAACUAUGUGAUUGUAUCAGAGCAGUGCUUAUAUAUGGCACAGAAAAACAAGGAGGGUUUUUGAAUGAAUGAGCUCAACUUAUAUAUAUAUAUACACCGUAUAUAGAACUAAUAAACUAAAAUCACCCUCAUUUAUAUAAGCAACAUCAAUAAAAAGAAGUAUUUAAAUACUUUGCUAUUGAAAACCAAAACAUACAUAAACUACUGUUGAAACAUUUGGGGUCAGUAAUUUUUUAUGUUUUUGCAAGAAGGUAGCGUGUAUUUCAUCAACAUAUUGUAAAAACAGUUAUAUUAUUUAAAUUGAACUUUUUUCUGUUAUGUAAUUUAUUUCUGUUUUGCAAAAUUGAAUUCUUCAGUGUCACAUGAUCCUUCAGAAUUCAUUUUAAUAUGCUGAUUUGCUGCUUAAGAACAAUUUAAUAUUAUUAUCAGUGCUGAAACAUGCUGCCUAAUUCUUUUUAGGAUUUUUGAUGAAUAGAAAGUUCAAAAGAAGAGAAUUUAUUUAAAAAUAGAAAUCUUAGGAAUACUGUUGAAAUUUUUAUUGUCACUUUUAAUUAAUUUAAUGCAUCCUUGUUGAGUAAAAGUUUUCAUUUCUUUCAAAACUUCUUACUGAUCCCAAACUUUUGAAUGGUAGUGUAGAGUAAAUAAAUGAUCUUUCUGAAGAAACUUUUUUUAUUAUCAAUGCUUUAGGAAAUUCACAAAUACAUCAGGCUUUCCAGUGCUACUUAAAGGAGUAGUCCAGAACAAAAAUUUACAGAUAAUGUACUCACCCUAUUGUCAUCCAAUAUGUUCAUGUCUUUCCUUCUUCAGUCAUAAAGAAAUUGUUUUUUAAGAAAAAAAUCAGGAAUUAUCUCCAUAUAGUGACUUCAAUGGUGCCUGCGAGUUUGAACUUCCAAAAGUAGUUUCACUACAUAAGACCAUUAUUUUUCAUCUGAGAUCGUUUAAAGCCCUUUAAAACUGCAUUUAAUCUGCGUUUUGGAAGUUCAAACUCACGGGCACCAUUGAUGGUGGAGAGAUAUGGAUAUGAUAUGGAGAGAAAUCCUGAAAUGUUUUCCUCGAAAAACAUAAUUUCUUUACAGCUGAAGAAAGAAAGACAUGAACAUCUUGGAUGACAACAUGAUGACAAUUUUUGUUCUAGAAGUGAACUACUCCUUUAAGUGGAACUUACUUAAGGAGGACAUGUGUUAUUAUUUGAUUAAUUUGCACUGUUGAAAAAGCAGUUUUUAGAAAACGUAGCUUGUUACUGCCAAAAGGUUUGAAAGCAGUUACUUUCACCCUACUGAAAAAAUGUAGACAAGUUUAUAGUAUCGCUACAUUUAACUUGUAAUCAAUGCUAAAGAAUCUGAUAGCUGCAUCCCUAGUAGUAAGUAUCUAUUGCACAUUACACAGGGUUGAAGUGUUUUUAAAUACAUUCGAAGUCUUGCAAUGUAGGUUUUAUAAAGUGCAGGUAGAGAUUUGUGAUAUAAUGGUGUUAUUAAAGCCCCUAGAUGUAAAGGUGACUUGCAGUGGUGAACAAAUAAUGUAGUUCCUAAUUGAACAAUAUAUUGUGAUGUAUUUUAAAAUGUACCUUUAUCUGUGUAACUUUGAAACACCGUGGAUAUUCUGAGAGAAGUGGUUUCCAUUUCCGCAUGACAGCACAUUGACAUAAGGCUUUUCACUGUAUUCAAUUUGAUUUAGCUGUAAUUAUAUUAUCUAGUCUUAUCAAAGUGUACCAGAGGGAAUUUAAGAUAUUUUCUAUAUAUAUAUAUAUAUAUUUUAUAGCUAAUACACUGAAGACUGAAUUCAUAUUUUUAAUGCAUUUUUGCCAUUGACUGAAAAUGUGGCAUUGAACACUAUGCAAUAAGGGAAUAAUAAGUUAAAUGUCAGGGCCCCUAAAGGACCUCAGAGUGUAGUAUUUUGCACUGGCAAUAGUAGCAAUAACUUUUACAUUUUGCUUGUUUCACGAAUGCCUUUAUUCAUGAAUGAACUUAUUUCACUUAUAUCAAACCGAUCAAGAGCUUGUAUAAAGUACUGUGUGUGUCUGUGUGUGUGUGCUUUCCUCUAAUUGCAUCUUUUGUACAUUUGAACAUGCACUGAAAGAGUUCUGCUAAUGUCGCACAGCCUUGUGAGAUCUUGUUGGAUGAUGGUUUUUAAUGACUGAUUUGCAAUAUCUAGAGAGUAGGAUGGCUCAGCGUUUAUAUACAGUGUAUGAAUUGCUAAUAAGAAAUUAAACAAACAAUAACUUUACGCAAUAAUUUGCUUAAAAUUCUCAAAAAUCUUGAAUGUUGAAAACCAACCAAUUAUUAGCUGGUGCCAUUAUUCGCAAAUUGUAUUACUGUCUGAUUAAUCAAACUCCCAGUGUUUUGGUUUUGUCACAGUUAGGUCAUUGUCAUUGGCUAGGCUGGUUACUAAAGCAUUGCUUAUGAAGAUCAUGAAGACAACAGCACCUUUACUGAUAAAUAUAAAGGCUUUUUUUAAAUAAAGUUACUGGUUUUGAUAAAUUACUGUCAUUGUUGAUCUAAAUGUUACUGUCACCUUGAAAAUUAAUUUGUACAACACAGUUUGACAACACAAUUUGUACAAUUGAAGUCACAUGAAAAAAGCAAUGAAUUAACUGUUUUUU
Labeo rohita (rohu) is the source of this 8204-nucleotide messenger RNA. It is a transcript of the gene als2a, whose product is annotated as alsin Rho guanine nucleotide exchange factor ALS2 a. Bases 127 to 5151 code for a protein of 1674 amino acids. Gene Ontology annotation, molecular function: guanyl-nucleotide exchange factor activity. NCBI's taxonomy places the organism in Eukaryota, Metazoa, Chordata, Actinopteri, Cypriniformes, Cyprinidae. The transcript has 34 exons. The record is from RefSeq and is a predicted model, not a curated record.